UCCCCAUAAACUGCCGCGCGCACCACACGCUCAAUUCCACUCCCACACCACGCACGCACGCGCGCGCCUCCCCCCGCUACAGGCACAGCCGGCCAGCGAGCGCGCGCACUGGUGCAGCAACGAUGGCGCUGGUCUCCUCCUCCUCCGCCACCGCCGUCGCGGCGCUCCCCAGCAACGGGCUGGCCGGCGCCCGGACCUCCUUCCUCGGCGCUGCCGGCAAGGCGGCCGCGUCGCGCACGUCGUUCGCCGUGCGCGCCGCGGCGCCCGAGAGGCCCAUCUGGUUCCCCGGGAGCACCCCUCCCCCGUGGCUUGACGGCAGCCUUCCCGGAGACUUCGGCUUUGACCCAUGGGGUCUUGGAUCCGACCCGGAGAGCUUGCGGUGGAACGUGCAGGCGGAGCUGGUGCACUGCCGGUGGGCGAUGCUGGGCGCGGCGGGCAUCUUCAUCCCAGAGCUGCUGACCAAGAUCGGCAUCCUCAACACGCCGUCGUGGUACACCGCCGGGGAGCAGGAGUACUUCACCGACACCACCACCCUCUUCAUCGUGGAGCUCAUCCUCAUCGGCUGGGCCGAGGGCCGCCGGUGGGCAGACAUCAUCAAGCCAGGCUGCGUCAACACCGACCCCAUCUUCCCCAACAACAAGCUCACCGGCACCGACGUCGGGUACCCCGGUGGUCUGUGGUUUGACCCGCUCGGCUACGGCACCGGCUCGCCCGAGAAGCUCAAGGAGCUGCGCACCAAGGAGAUCAAGAACGGCCGCCUGGCCAUGCUCGCCGUCAUGGGCGCGUGGUUCCAGGCCGAGUACACCGGCACCGGCCCCAUCGACAACCUCUUCGCUCACCUCGCCGACCCCGGCCAUGCCACCAUCUUCCGGGCCUUCGCCCCCAAGUAAGGAACACGUUGGGAGUUAGCAACAAAUCCGAGGAGUGUGCUACCACGGGGAAGAAGAUCGCUGGUGGAAUUAGAUUAUUUUUCCCGUGGAUGAUGGUAUGUAAUUGUGGAGCAAUGCAUGCUUGUUGGAUGUGUACUUGUACUCUGGUGUAACCGAUGUAAAAAAAAAUGAAUACCCUUUUGAAGCUUA
This is a messenger RNA of Hordeum vulgare subsp. vulgare (domesticated barley), 1079 nucleotides long. Its product is annotated as chlorophyll a-b binding protein 7, chloroplastic. Gene Ontology annotation, cellular component: membrane. The record is from RefSeq and is a predicted model, not a curated record. Bases 123 to 890 code for a protein of 255 amino acids. Gene Ontology annotation, biological process: response to light stimulus; photosynthesis, light harvesting in photosystem I. NCBI's taxonomy places the organism in Eukaryota, Viridiplantae, Streptophyta, Magnoliopsida, Poales, Poaceae. The transcript is spliced from 5 exons.